Molecule: messenger RNA, 756 nt
Organism: Mizuhopecten yessoensis (Yesso scallop)
Lineage: Eukaryota; Metazoa; Mollusca; Bivalvia; Pectinida; Pectinidae
Exons: 1
Coding region: 1-756 (251 amino acids)
Source: RefSeq, a predicted model, not a curated record
AUGUGGACAGAAACAGAGGGAGAGACGUACCUACGAAGAAACGGGAGAGAAACAUGGACAGAAUCAGAGGGAGAGACGUAUCUAGAUAGAAACAGGGCAAAGACAUGGACAGAAACAGCGAGAGAGACGUACCUGGGCAUGAAACAGGCAAAGACAUGGACAGAAACAGCGAGAGAGACGUACCUGGGCAUGAAACAGGCAAAUACAGGGACAGAAACAGGGGGAGAGACGUACCUAGGCAUGAAACAGGCAAAGACAUGGACAGAAACAGGGGGAGAGACGUACCUAGGCAUGAAACAGGACAACACUUGGAUAGAAACAGAGGGAGAGACGUACCUAGGUAGAAACAGGGCGAAGACAUGGACAGAAACAGAGGGAGAGACGUACCUACGCAGAAACGGGAGAGAAACAUGGACAGAAUCAGAGGGAGAGACGUAUCUAGAUAGAAACAGGGCAAAGACAUGGACAGAAACAGUGGGAGAGACGUACCUAGGCAGACACAGGAAAAAGACAUGGACAGAAACAGGGGGAGAGACGUACGUAGUCAUGAAACAGGACAACACUUGGAUAGAAACAGAGGGAGAGACGUACCUAGGUAGAAACAGGGCGAAGACAUGGACAGAAACAGUGGGAGAGACGUACCUAGGCAGACACAGGAAAAAGACAUGGACAGAAACAGGGGGAGAGACGUACCUACGCAGAAACGGGGAAGGAAAACAUGGACAGAAACAGAGGGAGAGAUGUACCUGGGCAUGA